GCUUAUUUUAUGUAACAAUAAACUUUGCUCUCUCUCUCAAUAUUCUCAUUCUCAUACCCACAUGUUCUUGCCAUGGCUCUAGAUCACAAACAACCCACCACCACCAUCAUGACAUGGCAUCCCCGCCGCAAGGUCACCUUAUAUAGACGGCGGAAAGUACAAACGGUGAAGCUAGGUGGCAAGAAACCAAGGCGAAGAUUAAUUGGUGGAAUAGUUAGAAUAUUUAGAAAGAUGCGUGUAAAAUGGCUUAAGUUACAAUAUCUUAAGUUAUUUAAACGGCUUAAGGAACAUUAUAGAAACGUUGUGAAAGAUCUUAUUGAAGCUGGUGCUAGUAUUGAAACUUUUCAACAAAGGAUUUUUAUGGAAAGCACUUUUGCUAUUCCUCUUGGUGUUAACUUAUCUACUUAUCCUUCUCGGUUUGGAUCAGAUUACCCUCGAACCAUCUUCAUGUAAAUUAUUUAAUUAAGUACUUUAUUUUUCAAUUUCCUUUUUUUUUCUAUAUAUAUGUAUAAGGAAAUUCAAGUUCCUUAUUUUCUUUCCUUUUUUAUUUGUGUAAUAUAGUCUGUUGGAAAAUCUUCCUUUUA
Messenger RNA from Trifolium pratense (red clover), 584 nucleotides. RefSeq lists its product as uncharacterized. The record is from RefSeq and is a predicted model, not a curated record. NCBI's taxonomy places the organism in Eukaryota, Viridiplantae, Streptophyta, Magnoliopsida, Fabales, Fabaceae. Bases 73 to 453 code for a protein of 126 amino acids. The transcript has a single exon.